UCAAUAAAACGCAAUGCAUAAAAGAGACCAAAAUCAAAGAGGAAAUUGCAGGUUUCAGUAGGCUAUCAGAUCUCAAAAACAACGGUUUCUCUUCUUCACUGCUGUAAUUCCAAUCAAUAUCAUUAUAAUCGGUGAUAAUAACCUAAAGAAGACAUGGAAGACGUGCUAACAGAGUUACCACCGCCUUCACGUUUCUUCUUAGAAGAUUUAAACAACUUUGCUCCACCCGCACCACCACUACCAUCUCCCUUCAUAUUACACUCCACACCAAAUUCCAAAACCGUAAUUCGACCCUCACUCCUCAUAAUCGCGAUUUCCACCCCAUCUCUACACUUACUCCACCACUUAUCCCCCAAAACACUAAUCGGAACCCUAAUUCUACCGGAAAUACCAUCCUCAGGGAACUCUGUUAACCCUUCUCUUAAAGACAAAUCUUGCAACCUGUACGCCAUCAGCCACGGUAGUGAAUCCAUCGUUCUUGCCAACUUCCAAUACUCGGUUUCUUCAGAGCGAACCCACUCGAUUGCCAAAACGCUCAUCGGUCAAAACAUUAUCCCACAGCGUGUUGUGAUCUUUGAUUCUGUUCAAAGCCGAAACUUCCGAGGCAGGAUUUCAACAGAUGAUACAUUUGUAAUGAAGCUGGAAACCUCGAGGGAAAGAAAAAGGGUCCCGCUUUUGAAAAGUUUAAGCUAUUUUCCUUCAGGAAGUGUUGUAGAAGGGUUGGGUGCUGCUCUGUUGGGUUGUUGUCAGAUGAUGAAUAUAAAGGCGACUCUGUGUGUCUCGUGGCCUGAAUCGGGUGGUUUGGUAACGUCGGUGGUUAAAGAUUUGUUGCUUAAAGAUGUGUUGCCGAACAUGGAAGUUAGUAUUGAGGCUGAUGAUGAAGAUGAAGGCUUGAGGUUUGGUUUUAAAAAUCAUUACCUGGAUUCUGAACUAUAUACCUGAUUUCGAGUUCAAAUUUUUCAUACUUUUUUGUAUUUGAGAACUGAGCAGUGUGUAUUAUUCCUUUCUUGUAAUACAUGUACUUUUUAAGGAGUUGUGACUUUUUAGUGUUCAUUAUUUGGUUUGGUCUUGGAAAACAGAUCUCAACUCUAAAAAAACUAAAUGUUAAAAUG
Messenger RNA from Helianthus annuus (common sunflower), 1112 nucleotides. RefSeq lists its product as uncharacterized. NCBI's taxonomy places the organism in Eukaryota, Viridiplantae, Streptophyta, Magnoliopsida, Asterales, Asteraceae. The transcript has 2 exons. Bases 154 to 942 code for a protein of 262 amino acids. The record is from RefSeq and is a predicted model, not a curated record.